Habropoda laboriosa is the source of this 708-nucleotide messenger RNA. RefSeq lists its product as uncharacterized. Bases 1 to 708 code for a protein of 235 amino acids. Lineage: Eukaryota; Metazoa; Arthropoda; Insecta; Hymenoptera; Apidae. The transcript is spliced from 5 exons. The record is from RefSeq and is a predicted model, not a curated record.
AUGAAUUCUUGCAAAAUAUUUUCCACGGAAUACAGUCGCCAUUAUAGGAAGAAAAAGAUAAGCCCAGCAAAGAUAAUUCUUCAAAGAGAUCUUUUUGCGGAACGUAUAGAAAAAGGGGAAAUCGAUCCUCGUACAGCAUCGAUUCCUACUCAAUUGGACGAAGCUGCUGAACAAUUGCUGUACAAGCACAUUCUUGAUAACCUGCAAUCUGUAUGUCAUGUUAGCUACAAAAAUCCUUGGAUCUCUCACGAUGAAAAGCAGGAUAAAAAUGCAGAUGCAGAGACCAAAGAAAAAGACUUACAGAACGAAUUAAUAGCGUAUAUUCAAGGCCUAUACUUCAAUCCUCAUGAAGAAAAAAUUCUUGCUCCUCCUGCAACGGUUAAAAGAAGUAGUUUAGCUGCAGUUUCUUUUCACUUGAACUGGGUCAAAAGAAGGGAAACUUUAGAAAGAUGGUAUACAAAAAAGACAUUAAGGUAUCUACAUACUAUUGGUUUCUUAAGUGCAGUUGCAGGAUUUGUUUCACUAAUCUGGUAUAUUUUCGUCCAAUUUUAUUAUAAUAUGCCCAUUACACCAUAUGAAGAAAGUGUAUUAAUAACAGCUAUAUGUGCCUUAUAUUGUGGGUUCUGGGGUGUUCUCUUAUUGUGCUAUUCUCAGGAAUAUGAGCAAAUUAUUACAGAAGCACCUAUAUUGACAGAAAAUAAUGCUUAA